AUGGAGAUUAUGCAAGAGAAAUUCCUGAUGAGUUAUGCUGAAAAUAAUAAUAUUAUUGAAAGGACAAAACGGGAAGCAGAAAAUUCAAAAAAGUUCGCCAUACAGUCAUUUGCAAAGAGCUUGCUGGAUGUUGCAGAUAAUCUUGGUAGGGCCUCAAUGAUUGUUAAAGACAAAUUUACAAAAAUGGACACAAGUGAAGACCCUACUGGAGCUCUAUCACUUUUAAAAACAUUGCUUGAAGGUGUUGAGAUGACAGAAAAACAGCUAGCAGAGGUAUUCAAGAAGUUUGGAGUAGAAAAAUAUGAUCCUGUGAAUGAAGAAUUUGAUCCAAAUAGACACAAUGCAGUUUUUCAAGUGCAGGAUUCUUCCAAGCCUCCAAAUACUGUAGCAGUUGUAAUGAAGGGGGGAUACAUGUUGCAUGAACGAAUCAUACGACCAGCUGAAGUUGGUGUAACGGGUGGCGUGGGUAUGGACAAGAAAGAGAGGGAAAGUAGGGAUUGAGAUUGAUAACACAAACCUCCUUUUACCAACAUUGUAUAUAAUGGUGUUUAUUUUUUUUAUGUUAAGUGAUAACAAUAUGCAUUUAUGCAUUAAGAGCUUUUUUUUUUAAAGUAGGCUACAUUUUUCUCUCUUUUUAAACCUAUUUCAAGUGAAAGAUCAUUUUCUAUUUAGCAAGGCAUUGAUUUUAAUAAAUUUUGGUAUUAUAUUAAAAGUCUCG
Messenger RNA from Lactuca saligna, 718 nucleotides. Lineage: Eukaryota; Viridiplantae; Streptophyta; Magnoliopsida; Asterales; Asteraceae. The record is from the annotation of a GenBank genome assembly.